AGGUGUAGGAACAAUAUCCCAAGACUUUGGGAACAGAAUACACCAGCCGCAGAGGCAAGGCCAGCAUGUCACCUACCUUCAAACUCCAGAGUCACUUCAUUUUGAUCUUCCUGACGGCUCUAAGGGCGGAGAGCCGGUACCUAGAGCUGCGGGAAGCGGCAGACCACGACCCUUUCCUCCUCUUCGGCGCCAACCUGAAACGCGAGUUGGCCGGGGAGCAGCUGUACCGCCGAGCUCUGCGAUGCCUGGACAUGCUGAGCCUCCAAGGCCAGUUCACCUUUACCGCCGACCAGCCGCAGCUGCACUGCGCCGCCUUCUUCAUCAGCGAGCCGGAUGAGUUCAUCACCAUCCACUACGACCUGGUCUCCAUCGACUGUCAGGGAGGGGACUUCCUGAAGGUGUUUGAUGGUUGGAUUCUCAAGGGGGAGAAGUUCCCCAGUUCCCAGGAUCAUCCUCUACCUACAACUGAGCGGUACAUAGAUUUCUGUGAGAGUGGUUUUAGCAGAAGAAGCAUCAGAUCCUCCCAGAAUGUGGUCAUGAUCUUCUUCCGGGUCCAUGAACCAGGAAAUGGAUUCACAAUAACCAUAAAGACAGAUCCUAACCUCUUUCCCUGCAAUGUCAUCUCUCAGACCCCAAAUGGAAGGUUUACCUUGGUAGUUCCACAUCAGCAUCGAAACUGCAGCUUCUCCAUAAUUUAUCCUGUGGUGAUAAAAAUAUCUGAUCUCACCCUAGGACACUUAAAUGGUCUCCAGUUAAAGAAACCCUCAGCAGGUUGUGUGGGAAUAGGAGACUUUGUGGAGCUGCUGGGAGGAACUGGAUUGGACCCUUCCAAGAUGAUGCCUUUAGCCAAUCUCUGCUACCCCUUUCAUGGCCCUGCCCAAAUGAAAAUCGGCUGCGACAACACCGUGGUGCGCAUGGUCUCUAGUGGGAAACACAUAAAUCGCAUGACUUUUGAAUAUCAUCAUCUGGAACCCUACGAACUGGAAAACCCAAAUGGGAACAGUAUUUGGGAAUUCUGUUUAUCUAGACAUUGAGUAGCCAAUGUGAUGAUUUAAUGGUUCUUCCAUAUGGUUUUAGUGACUGGCUGGUUACAAGCCUUUCAUACGAGUCAGUAUUCCAGCCUUGAGCACACGCCUCACACAUGACUGCAUUAACUUUUGUACCUUGCCUCUUUUUCAUUUGUAAUAUAUAAAUGAUCACAGGGCAGAAAAUAAGCCUUCAUUUGGUAGAAGAACAGUUUUGAAUGGAAAUGUUUGCAAUUCUUUGGUGUGCCUCAAACCUGAACUAGUAAGACAAGCACAAAGCAAUGUGUGAUAAAAAAUUGUAGCUCAAGGGAAAACACCUCAAAGAAAAAUGGUGGCGCUCAUAUCAACUGUAUGACAGAAAAAAUUCAAUGUGUUGUGUAUAUCAAAGUAGUUGCAUCUGCUUAUUUUCUGUUUAUUUUUCUGUUUAUAACAGACAAUUGUUGUGUCUAUUAUUUAUUGAUU
This is a messenger RNA of Choloepus didactylus (southern two-toed sloth), 1487 nucleotides long. RefSeq names its product corticotropin releasing hormone binding protein (gene CRHBP). The transcript is spliced from 7 exons. The record is from RefSeq and is a predicted model, not a curated record. The coding region runs from base 66 to 1034 and encodes 322 amino acids. Gene Ontology annotation, molecular function: corticotropin-releasing hormone binding. Gene Ontology annotation, biological process: negative regulation of corticotropin secretion; negative regulation of corticotropin-releasing hormone receptor activity; hormone-mediated signaling pathway. NCBI's taxonomy places the organism in Eukaryota, Metazoa, Chordata, Mammalia, Pilosa, Megalonychidae.